Molecule: messenger RNA, 1858 nt
Organism: Thermothielavioides terrestris NRRL 8126
Lineage: Eukaryota; Fungi; Ascomycota; Sordariomycetes; Sordariales; Chaetomiaceae
Exons: 2
Coding region: 484-1587 (367 amino acids)
Molecular function (GO): proteasome binding
Source: RefSeq, a predicted model, not a curated record
GAUCGUUUGUCUCUCGGAGGCACUGGGCGCUUGACGUCAAUCCUUGAACCGGGAUUCGCAUUGCAUUGAUGUCUUUGACGACUUCUAACCCUCUUACUGCCUUAUAAAGUAUCUUUUGAUGAAGAAACCUCCCACAGCGCCACCCCUGCGAUGAGGCAUUCAGCGAGUUGUUCCUACAGAAGAACUACUGCAGGUGAGUGGUUAGUGGUGCCUGGCAGGUACCUGAGUUAAGCUGGACCAUUUGCAUUCCUAUUUCGCGUCCCUCUAGUCUUCCAUCGACCAGUGACAAUUGCUGUCUUGUCCCUGGAUUCCUGUUCAGAGACGGCUUCGAAAAUCGUCAAAGAAAGCGGAGUUGUCCGGCACAUCCGCCUCCCGUCCUUUACACGUACAGAGUAGACGAGAGUGCCUCAAGUAACUGGGGGCCAAGGACCCGGUUCGCAUCCCAAACUUGCUCGCAAAGCCCCGCUCUUGAAUUCAUUCAUCAUGGACAAUACGGAGCCAUCGCCGCCACAAGACUCCCAGACGUCUACACUUAGUCCCUCCAACGACGAGGAGCACCCCGUCGAGAUCACGCUCAAAUUCCCGCCCGAAAAGCACGCCCAGAAAUGGGUCUUCUCGCCAUCGGACACCCUCGAGCACCUCGUCCAGUCGCUCUCGCUCGAGUUCCCCUCGUACGACUGGUCCAAGAGCAAGGCCCUCCUCGAGAAGCGCCAGCCCGGCCUCAAGCAGCUCUACACGCUCUCCGACGACGCCUCCCUCCCGCUGUCCACCCUCAACAACACGACCCUCCGCCUCCUCGCCCCGCAGACCUCCACCCUGGCCGCCCUCCAACACCAGCGCGACGCGGCCGCCACAUGGCAGGCGAAGCGCGCCCUCGCCCGCGCCCGCUACGCCCGCCUGACGCCGACGCAGCGCGCCAGCGCCGACGACCUGAACUACACCUUCCACACGCUGCGGGCGCUGCCGCACCUGCCGGACGCGGCGCGCAGUCUGGCCAUGCUGGAGCGGCUGAAAGCGGACCCGGGGAUCCGGGCGGCGAUGCGCGCGCACCGCUUCAGCGUCGGGCUGCUGACGGAGAUGGACCCGGCGGCGCACACGGCGGCGUCGGCCGACGGCGUGACGCGCAUCCUGGGCCUCAACCGCAACCGCGGCGAGGUCAUCGAGCUGCGCCUGCGCACCGACGCCUACGACGGCUGGCGCGACUACCGCGUCGUCCGCAAGACGCUGUGCCACGAGCUCGCCCACAACGUGCACGGCCCGCACGACGCCCAGUUCUGGGCCCUGUGCAAGCAGAUCGAGCGCGAGGUGGAGCGUGCCGACUGGAAGCACGGCGGGCGCACCGUCGGCGACGAGGAGUACGCCCCUGCCAGAGGGGAAGCCGGAGGCGCGGAGGAGGAGGGCAUGGUGAUGGACCAUGGCGGGUGGGAAGGGGGCACCUACGUGCUGGGUGGCGGGGGGAAUACGGAAGGGUUGAGCGCGAGGGAGAUCCGGGCGAGGGCGGCCGAGGCGCGGUGGUCGAAUCUGGAGAGGGCCACGAGGCAGAGUGAAAGCGAGAGGGACGGUUCGGGGGAUGGGAAGAAGGAGUAGUAAGACAUGGUCGUUGGAGCACGCUGAUACCCAGAUGUUCUUUGCCUUGUGAGCACCCCUGAUUAAGAUUUUGUUGCUAUGGAAUGGGAGCGAGGCGUGGUAUACGAGCGAUGGCAGACCAGCCCAAUGGAAUUCAUUUGAAGCGGCUUUUUCGUUCAGUUUUCAACUGUUUUGUCAAGCGCCUCAGCGUUUGUCAGGGUGGCUGGUCCUGUCUGUAAGGGGGCUUGCAAACCUCUCUCAACUGCUUGUGAGAAGCAAGAUCAACAAGCAC